Molecule: messenger RNA, 1785 nt
Organism: Carassius auratus (goldfish)
Lineage: Eukaryota; Metazoa; Chordata; Actinopteri; Cypriniformes; Cyprinidae
Gene: socs9
Product: suppressor of cytokine signaling 9
Exons: 2
Coding region: 275-1639 (454 amino acids)
Biological process (GO): phosphatidylinositol phosphate biosynthetic process; intracellular signal transduction
Cellular component (GO): phosphatidylinositol 3-kinase complex
Molecular function (GO): 1-phosphatidylinositol-3-kinase regulator activity
Source: RefSeq, a predicted model, not a curated record
GGAAGUGAAGUCACCGCGACGGUAGCGGCAGGGCUGUGCGAGUUAGCGCGAGUUAAAGCGAUUUUAUUUGAUUAAAGUUGACUUAUUAAAGUGAUUUAAUCAAUCACAGGUCAUUAAUCAGCUCAGGAGUGACGCGGAGUCAUCAGACGAUACAGAUUGAAAGCGUGAUCUGGAUGGACUCGAAUGCUGAUUAUUUAUCAUGUUCAGUGAAUGUGCAGUGACUCUGGUCUGACAGCGUUGGUCUUAAACGAACACAAUCCGGUCCGCAGCAGUCAUGUCUCUUCCGGAGGAAGCAGGGGAUCGUGGGAAGGAGCGGGAGUGCGGCGCACGGCCCAAAGUGCGUCAGAGCCGCUCCGAGGAGAGACGAGACGGAGGGAGGCAGAAGGGAGGGAGAGGGAAGAAGAAGAGCCACCUGUCACAUGACCUGACCUCGGAGCGGCCCUUGAGCGACGGCUUCGAGUACGGGGACCUUUUGAACGAUUCCAGCGAAUCCCUGCUCUCCGAACGGGUUUCUGCUGAGGACACGGAGAGCAAGGCGUCCGGAAGCAGCAGAACGCUCCGCCAGAAAAUCCAGGACGCAGUAGGCCAGUGUUUCCCCAUUAAAACCCACAGCCAAGUCCUGUCCCCCUCGCCGUCCUCCAGGCGUAAGAUCCACCUCAGCGAGCUCAUGCUGGACAGCUGUCCGUUCCCCGCUGGCUCGGACCUGGCACAGAAGUGGUACCUCAUCAAACAGCACACGGCUCCCAUCUCUCAAGCUCCGGUCCUAGACUCCGGACCCACGCUGGUCUGCGCCGCUGUGGAGGACGAGGACGACCGCUUACGAGAGAGACGCCGGAUUAGCAUCGAGCAGGGAGUCGAACCUCCACCCAACGCUCAGAUACACACCUUCGAAGUGACGGCACAAAUCAACCCGCUGUACAAGCUCGGACCCAAACUAGCUCCGGGGAUGAAUGAGUUAGCCGGAGACGAGCGCGCUACACUGCUCCUGCAGAGAUGUUUGGACACGCUCGAUGAAGUCGUUGCUUCCUCGUCAUCAGAUUUUGAUCUGUGCGCCGCAUCUCCACCUCUAGUUCAGCCGGACAGUCCUAAAUCACUCGACGGAUUCCAUCGCAUCCACACGCAGAUCGAUUACAUCCACUGUCUAGUCCCCGAUCUGCUCCGGAUCACUAACCUGCCGUGCUACUGGGGCGUCAUGGACCGAUACCAAGCCGAAACACUGCUGGAAGGCAAACCCGAAGGAACGUUCCUCCUGCGUGACUCUGCUCAGGAAGACUACCUGUUCUCGGUCAGCUUCCGGAGGUACGGACGCUCGCUGCACGCACGGAUCGAGCAGUGGAACCAUAACUUCAGCUUCGACGUGCACGACCCCAGUGUGUUCCACGCUCCCACCGUCACCGGUCUGCUGGAGCACUAUAAAGACCCCAACUCCUGCAUGUUCUUCGAGCCGUUGCUGUCGAACCCCAUCCACCGCUCGCAGCCCUUCAGCCUGCAGCGCAUCUGCCGCGCCGUCAUCAGCAGCAGAACCACGUACGACGGCAUCAACGCUCUGCCGCUGCCCAGCGCUCUGAAGGAGCACCUGAAGGAGUACCACUACAAGCAGCGCGUGCGCAUCCGCAGACUGGACACCUGGUGGGAGUGACCGCGGACCAGACCGGACAAGUGUGUCAGACGAUUAAUCACGAUUAAUCACAUGCAGAGUACUAGUUUUUGUUUGCAAAAUAUACAGUCAAUCCAAAAAUUAUUCAGACAAUAGAUGGUUUGGUUUGACUGUAUGUGUGUGUGCCA